GAUUAUUCGAUUUGUUGUUGAAGAUCUCAACUUUGUUAAAUUUACAAUUUCGCCUGUUCGAUUGAAUAUGGUGGAUACGAUUGUUCCCGGAGACAUGGCUUGUUUGGAUGUAGAUUUGUUGCAGCUUCAAGAAAUGUCUUCCUUUGUUCUAAAUUCAAAACCUGGAUUCACUCAAAAACUCUUCGACCAGUGGCUUUCUCUUCCUGAAUCCCAUCGACAGAUUGGAACAUUGCUUAAGGAUGCUAUAGCUGGAGCUCCUAUAAAUGUUACUGGAAGUGCAUCGGGUUCUAAUUCUGCCACUAUACCAUCUAUGUUUCCUGCGGGAAGUGCUCCUCCGCUUUCGCCAAGGAGUUGUGGUUCACCGCGUACAACCAAACAGAGAGCCCCUUCUAACUUAGGUUCUACUCUCAAAGUUGUCAACGAGCCUGUUAAAGAGCCAAUACCUCAGUUUUAUUUCCAAAAUGGUCGCCCACCACCAAGCGAGAUAAAGGAGCAAUGUAUGUUUAGAAUCAAUCACUUCUUUUAUGGUCACAUGGAUGGGUUACAGAUACAAGAAUUCAAAUUAGUCACCAGAGAAAUCUGCAAGCUCCCAUCUUUCUUCUCCACUUCACUUUUCCAGAAGAUCGAUGUCAAUAAUACAGGUUUUGUUACUAGAGAAGCAUUUAUUGAUUAUUGGGUAAAUGGGAACAUGUUGAUAAUGGAUACAACAACCCAAAUCUUCAAGAUUUUAAAGCAGCAAAAUCAGAAUUUCAUUGUUAAGGAUGAUUUCAAACCACUACUUAAAGAACUGUUGGCGACGCAUCCUGGGCUAGAGUUCCUGCACAGCACACCUGAAUUCCAAGAAAGAUAUGCUGAAACAGUCACCUACAGAAUAUUUUACUACAUAAAUAGAUCUGGGAAUGGUCGACUUACAUUUAGGGAGCUCAGACGGGGAAACUUAAUUGAUGCAAUGCUACAUGCUGACGAAGAAGAAGAUAUCAACAAAGUGUUGAGAUACUUCUCAUAUGAGCAUUUCUAUGUCAUAUACUGCAAGUUCUGGGAGCUGGAUACGGAUCACGAUUUCCUGAUUGACAAAGAAAAUCUUAUGAGAUAUGGAAACCAUGCUCUUACCUACCGGAUUGUUGACAGAAUAUUCUCGCAGGUUGCUAGGAAGUUCACUAGCAAAAUUGAAGGGAAGAUGGGGUAUGAGGACUUUGUCUAUUUCAUACUUGCGGAAGAAGAUAAAUCAUCAGAGCCUAGCCUAGAGUAUUGGUUUAAGUGCAUAGACUUGGAUGCAAAUGGGAUUAUUACCCGAAAUGAGAUGCAAUUCUUUUAUGAAGAACAGUUGCAUCGAAUGGAGUGCAUGGCCCAAGAGGCGGUUCUUUUUGAAGAUAUCUUAUGUCAGAUGAUUGAUAUGAUCGGACCAGAGAACGAAAGCCAUAUAACGCUGCAUGACCUGAAAGGCUCAAAGCUCUCUGGAAACGUCUUCAACAUCCUUUUUAAUCUAAACAAAUUUAUGGCAUUUGAAACACGGGAUCCGUUCCUCAUUCGUCAGGAGCGUGAGAACCCUACAUUGACAGACUGGGACCGUUUUGCACAUAGAGAGUAUAUUAGGCUUUCAAUGGAAGAAGAUGUUGAAGAUGCAUCCAAUGGAAGUGCUGAGGUUUGGGAUGAGUCAUCACUGGAGGCUCCCUUCUGAGUUCAUUAAGCUAUUUAAUACAGUAUAUUUAUUGAUAAUCUUCUUCACAUGUAUUGCAUUCACUUUGCUCUGAUGUUUCUAUCUCUGGGUUUUUGUAUGUACUUUGUAGCUGUGUUACUUCAUCAUCUCCAGAUGUUGAGAAUUGUGAAAAUCAAUGCUAUAGUUCCUUUUACUUUUGGUUGGUUCCUGAAUAAACAGGAUGUCACUUA
Messenger RNA from Arabidopsis arenosa, 1887 nucleotides. The record is from the annotation of a GenBank genome assembly. Lineage: Eukaryota; Viridiplantae; Streptophyta; Magnoliopsida; Brassicales; Brassicaceae.